UCUUUCAGUCUGCUUUUAAAAAGUCCAGCAUCUCUGAAGUUCUCCACACACUAAACACUCUCCUCAGAAAUAGUGGUGCUAUGGGUCUCAAUAGGAUUCUCGUGCAACUCACCUGGGUUGGUGUGAUAUCAUCAGUCAUGGUGGCAGCCACAGAUACACAAUUUCCAUCAGCCCUGCCUAAUUGCCCCGACAGAUGUGGAGACCUACGAAUUCCAUAUCCGUUUGGCUUAACUGAAGGUUGUUACCUGAACGAAACCAAGGGAUCUACAAAAUUUUUAAUAUUUUGUGACAACUCGUUGGAGAAACCUCAACCAAUGACUGGAGAUUUCCUCGUUACAAGGACUGGAGAUUUCCUUGUUACAAACAUUUCCGUCCAAGAAGGCCAGAUUGAGAUCAUGAUGGAUAACGACAUUGACUGUUACAACAGGACGGGCGAUCCUGAGAGUAACCUCAGGCGGAAACGAAGGUCCACUAACCCGAUUUUCACCAUUUCUCCCACCAAAAACAAGUUCGUGUCCGUUGGAUGUGAUACUUAUGCGUACCUUAGGGGUUUCAAGAACGAUAAACGGUUCUAUUCUGUUUGUGUCUCACAAUGUGAAAACAAAAGUGAUGUAGUCAACGGGUCUUGCUCUGGAAUUGGGUGUUGCCAGCAGGAUAUUCCUGGAGGAUUGAAAAAUAUUACUGUGGAAGCAAAUAGCUUUGAUAACCACGUAUCCGUCUGGGAUUUCAAUCCAUGCAGCUAUGCCUUUAUUAUUCGAGAAGACAAGUUCAAUUUCUCCUCAGAUUAUCUUACCACUCUGCGAAACUAUAAUACCCUUCCGGUGGUUCUUGAUUGGACAAUUGGUAGUGAGAAGUGUGAACUUGUUCGGAACAAAUCGAAUUACAUAUGUGGAGGGAAUAGCACAUGUUUUGAUCCCCCGUACGGGUCUGGGUACCGUUGCGAGUGCAAGAAGGGUUACCGUGGGAACCCAUACCUCGACCAUGGUUGCCAAGAUAUUGAUGAAUGUAAAGUCAAAGACAACAACAAUUGCACGAGCAAACAAAAAUGUGUUAAUAAACCCGGGAGUUAUGAUUGUUUGUGCAUUGAAGGAUACCAUAUGGACGAACCCGAACGGGUAUGUGUCCCCGGUCGAUCAGCUGGCCAAUCAUCACUCGCAAUUUACCUCGCAGUUGGCCUUUUUAUCCUCUUAGUGCUGCUUUUGGGAUAUUCUUGGAUAUAUUGGGGAUUGAAAAGAAGAAAGCUCAUCAAACUCAAGGAAAAAUUUUUCCAACAAAAUGGAGGCUUACUAUUAAAACAACAACUCUCUAAUCACCAAAUGUCUGUCGAGACAACCAAAAUCUUUACCACAGAAGAGCUCAAGAAGGCCACCAACAACUAUGAUGAAAGUAGAGUUCUUGGUCAAGGAGGCUAUGGAACUGUGUAUAAAGGAGUAUUAUCAGAUAACACAAUGGUUGCCAUUAAGAAGUCUAAAAUUGGUGAUCAGAGCCAAAUCGAGCAAUUCAUAAAUGAAAUGAUUGUGCUUACCCAAAUUAAUCAUAGGAACGUGGUUAAGCUAUUUGGUUGUUGUUUGGAAACAGAAGUUCCCUUACUAGUUUAUGAAUUCAUCACAAAUGGGACUCUUUCUAACCACAUUCAUGAUAAAAGCCUAUCAUCCUUACUUUCAUGGGAAAAACGUUUGAAAAUUGCAAUAGAAAUUGCAGGAGCACUUGCGUACUUGCAUUCAUCAGCUUCUAUGCCAAUUAUACACAGAGAUGUAAAAACUACGAAUAUUCUAUUGGAUGAUAACUACAUAGCGAAAGUGGCCGACUUCGGAGCUUCAAGGCUAGUUCCUCUUGAUCAAACGCAAUUGAACACUUUGGUGCAAGGAACUUUGGGGUACCUGGAUCCAGAAUACAUGCAAACUAGCCAACUAACAGAAAAAAGUGAUGUAUAUAGCUUUGGUGUUGUUAUGGCAGAGUUGUUGACAGGUAAGAAGGCACUUUCUUUUGAUAGGCCAGAAAUUGAUAGAAAUCUAGCAAUAUUCUUUGUUUCUACCAUAAAAGAGGAUCGCUUACUUCAAAUUCUUGAAAAUCACAUUGUCAAUGAGGAUAAUAUUGAGCAACUAAAGGAAGUUGCUAAUCUUGCAAAAAGGUGCCUAAGUUUGAGAGGGGAGGACAGGCCUUCUAUGAAAGAGGUGGCAGCAGAGCUGGGGAGAUUGAGAAUUAUGGGAAAACAUUCAUUGGGAAACAUUGAUGUCUACGCAAAAAAGAGUGAGUACUUGCUUAGUGCAACUAGUCACUCUUUCAAUGUUGAUGUUGACACUAGUUGUUCUACUAGUACAACUGCUGAGUAUGAUAGCAUCAAAGACCAAGUAUUGAAACUUGUGGAAGAUAGGAGAUAAUUACUUAGUUCU
This is a messenger RNA of Quercus robur (English oak), 2393 nucleotides long. RefSeq names its product wall-associated receptor kinase 1-like. Gene Ontology annotation, molecular function: ATP binding; protein serine/threonine kinase activity; polysaccharide binding. Gene Ontology annotation, biological process: cell surface receptor signaling pathway; protein phosphorylation. Gene Ontology annotation, cellular component: plasma membrane. The transcript has 4 exons. Lineage: Eukaryota; Viridiplantae; Streptophyta; Magnoliopsida; Fagales; Fagaceae. The record is from RefSeq and is a predicted model, not a curated record. Bases 81 to 2381 code for a protein of 766 amino acids.